Messenger RNA from Perca fluviatilis (European perch), 2455 nucleotides. It is a transcript of the gene nudt13, whose product is annotated as nudix (nucleoside diphosphate linked moiety X)-type motif 13. NCBI's taxonomy places the organism in Eukaryota, Metazoa, Chordata, Actinopteri, Perciformes, Percidae. The transcript has 8 exons. Gene Ontology annotation, molecular function: hydrolase activity. Bases 955 to 1959 code for a protein of 334 amino acids. The record is from RefSeq and is a predicted model, not a curated record.
AGAAAACAAAUCAACAUCUAAAGUGACAGAUUUUUAAAGGGGAUUCGGUAAUGUUGUCUCUCCACACAUCAACACAUUCUCAUGUGACCAAAAGUUUCCCCCUGCCUCCAGUCUCUGUGCUAAGCUAGGCUAACAGUGUCCUCUGCCUCCAGUCUCUGUGCUAAGCUAGGUUAACAGUGUCCUAUUCCUCCAGUUUUUGUGCUAAGCUAGGCUAACAGUGUCCUCUGCCUCCAGUCUCUGUGUUAAGCUAGGCUAACAGUGUCCUCUGCCUCCAGUCUUUGUGCUAAGCUAGGCUAACAGUGUCCUCUGCCUCCAGUCUCUGUGCUAAGCUAGGCUAACAGUGUCCUCUGCCUUCAGUCUCUGUGCUAAGCUAGGCUAACAGUGUCCUCUGCCUCCAGUCUUUGUGUUAAGCUAGGCUAACAGUGUCCUCUGCCUCCAGUCUUUGUGUUAAGCUAGGCUAACAGUGUCCUCUGCCUCCAGUCUUUGUGCUAAGCUAGGCUAACAGUGUCCUCUGCCUCCAGUCUCUGUGUUAAGCUAGGCUAACAGUUUCCUCUGCUUCUAGUCUUUGUGCUGAGCUAGGCUAACCGUGUCCUCUUCCUCCAGUCUCUGUGCUAAGCUAGGCUAACAGUUUCCUCUGCCUUCUGUCUUUGUGCUAGGCUAACAGUGUCCUCUGCCUCCAGUCUUUGUGUUAAGCUAGGCUAACAGUGUCCUCUGCCUCCAGUCUUUGUGCUAAGCUAGGCUAACAGUGUCCUCUUCCUCCAGUCUUUGUGCUAAGCUAGGCUAACAGUUUCCUCUGCUUCUAGUCUUUGUGCUGAGCUAGGCUAACCGUGUCCUCUUCCUCCAGUCUCUGUGCUAAGCUAGGCUAACAGUUUCCUCUGCCUUCUGUCUUUGUGCUAGGCUAACAGUGUCCUUUUCCUCCAGUUUCUGUGCUAAGCUAGGCUAACGGUGGCGGCCAUGUUGAGACCAGUGAGGACCUUGGCCCCUCUGAGCCGCUGCUGCUCCAGCUUUGUCUCCAGGAUGAGGUUUGUCGACCGGCUGAAGCGGGACGAUGGAGCGUGUGCUGCAGCGCUGCAGAGCGGCCAGAUGUUCCUGUUCCACCGGCUGGCUCCACUGCUGCAACGCACUGAGAGGGGAACCCUCAGACCCGUAGCACGCAGAACCUCAGACGUGCAGUCGAUCCUGCAGCGACUCGGCUCGGACCCAGCCCUGCUGGAGCAGUCGGUUCUGAUUGGCUGCUCCCAACAGAACCAGGCUCAGUUCUGUCUGGACAUCGGAGAAGUGGACCAGGUGGUUCUGGAGGAAGCGUGUGGAGGAACCUUCAUCGAUCUGAAGAAGUCUUUCUUUCUCCUCCCGGCAGCAGAGGCUCCUCUGGUUGCCAAGGGUCAGGCUCUGCUGCGCUGGCAUCAAACCAGCGGCUUCUGCAGCGCCACGGGGCGACCCACCCAGCGCAACCGGGCAGGAAGUCAGAGAGUCUGCAGCGACAUCAUCUACUACCCCAAGAUGUCUCCGGUGGUCAUCGCCCUGGUGUCUGAUGGGAAACGGUGUUUGUUAGGCCGACAGGCGUCCUUCCCUCGGGGGAUGUACAGCGCUCUGGCCGGCUUCUGUGACAUGGGUGAGACUCUGGAGGAGACUCUGAGCAGGGAGGUAGCAGAGGAAGUAGGUUUGGAGCUCCUCAGCGUCUCCUACAGCUCCUCGCAGCAUUGGCCGUUUCCUCACAGCUCCUUCAUGAUUGGCUGCCACGCCACUGUAAGCCCCGCCCACACUCAGCUGUCCGUGGACCAAUCAGAGCUUGAGGACGCUCGCUGGUUCAGUCUGGAGGAAGUGGUCACCGCCCUGCAGGUGAAGGCCCCGCCCCCGAGAGGAGCCGCUGGCCUAUGGCUGCCUCCCAAACACGCCAUCGCCAACCGCCUCAUCAGCGAGUGGGCGGAGCGACAGAGACGCAGCCUGGACGGAGACUGAACUACAACUGAUCCCAGACUGGACUACAAAUGAUCCCAGACUAGACUACAGAUGAUCCCAGACUGGACUACAAAUGAUCCCAGACUAGACUACAGAUGAUCCCAGACUGGACUACAGAUGAUCCCAGAAUGGACUACAACUGAUCCCAGACUGGACUACAACUGAUCCCAGACUGGACUACAAAUGAUCCCAGACUGGACUACAAAUGAUCCCAGACUGGACUACAAAUGAUCCCAGACUGGACUACAAAUGAUCCUAACGUUGCUAACGUUGAAUCCUUUAGCAACGUUAGCAUGGGUUCAUAAAGUCAUGAGCAGCGCUGUAUCUGACAGUUUUUAAAAAAACAUCCCGACACACGAGGUGUGAUGUUUUGAUAAACACAACGCAGUAAACAAAGUGUCAGAGACACACACACACACACACACACACAGAGACACAGACACACACACACACACACAGAGACACAGACACACACACAGAGACACACACAGAGACA